Molecule: messenger RNA, 9935 nt
Organism: Ostrea edulis (European flat oyster)
Lineage: Eukaryota; Metazoa; Mollusca; Bivalvia; Ostreida; Ostreidae
Product: protein-methionine sulfoxide oxidase mical3b-like
Exons: 30
Coding region: 248-6700 (2150 amino acids)
Molecular function (GO): protein binding
Source: RefSeq, a predicted model, not a curated record
ACACAUUGAACUAUGACUCACGGAAGAGCGAUGUCUAAUUAUAUCUGCUGAUUUUCCUUAUGGACAAGUUUUUCAAGUGUUUAAUUAGAAUUGUACCAUGUUGUACUUGGUAUCACAUGCGGUUCCAUAUAUGGAUCUCGUGAUCUUUUUGGCUCCUCGUUGGAAAACUCUAUCAUCGCCUGCUACAUGUACCUGUCAAACUCAGAAAAGAUGAAAUUUUGAAGUUACAGGUUAAGGUGUGACCGUGAUGGGUUCCCAUGGAAACAAAGGAGCCGACCUUAUUUUUGACCAGUUCCUGAAGGCUGGCACAUGUAAGUCUGUGCUGGGCUCAUUCCACCAACUAUGUGAGAGUCUGGAGCUCAAACACACCAACCACAGACUGUUUUAUCGUCGCCUUAGUAACCAGCUGACGUCAUGGAAAGCUCAAACUGUUUGGGUGAAGCUCAACAAGAGGAUGGCCCAGAAAGAAUACCGAAAAGGGGAAGCAUGUGCCAACACCAGGGUCCUGGUUAUUGGGGCCGGGCCUUGUGGUCUGAGGACAGCAAUAGAGGCGGCCUUCCUAGGCUGUAAGGUGGUGCUGGUGGAGAAACGAGACAGCUUCUCCCGUAACAAUGUCCUUCAUCUCUGGCCGUUUCUCAUCACUGACCUUAAAAACCUUGGGGCCAAAAAGUUCUUCGGCAAAUUCUGUGCUGGUGCUAUUGAUCAUAUAAGUAUUCGACAACUGCAAUGCAUUUUAAUGAAGGUGGCGCUGCUGGUAGGGGUGGAAAUUCAUGUCAAUGUUUCCUUUGACGGACUGAUCGAGCCGACAGAGGAGCAGUCCAAUGUGGGUUGGCGAUUUGCAUGUACUCCGAAUGAUCACGUGGUGUCGGAAUACGAAUUUGACGUUUUAAUUGGUGCUGACGGAAAGCGCAACACACUGCAGGGCUUCAGACGAAAAGAGUUUCGGGGAAAGUUGGCCAUCGCAAUAACCGCCAAUUUCAUUAACCGUAACACGACAGAGGAAGCGAAAGUGGAGGAAAUUAGCGGCGUUGCUUUCAUAUUCAACCAGAAGUUCUUCAAGGACCUCAACGAGAAAACCGGGAUCGAUCUGGAGAACAUUGUAUAUUACAAGGACGACACGCACUACUUCGUAAUGACUGCGAAAAAGACGAGUUUACUGGAUAAGGGUGUGUUACGUGACGACCGUGCGGAUACAGCCAUGCUGUUGUCGCCGGAUAAUAUAGACAGGGACGCUCUGCUGGAAUACGCAAAAGAAGCCGCAGAUUUCUCAACAAACUUUGCCAUGCCGAAUUUAGAGUAUGCAAUAAAUCAUUACGGACAGCCGGACGUAGCCAUGUUUGAUUUUACGUCAAUGUUUGCGUCUGUGACGGCAUCGAGAGUAAUUGACAGACACGGACACAGGUUAUUGAUGGGUCUGGUGGGAGAUAGUUUACUAGAACCAUUUUGGCCGACAGGAUCAGGAUGUGCCAGGGGAUUUUUGGGUGGAUUCGAUGCGGCCUGGAUGAUCCGGAGCUGGGCCUCGGGCAAAAUGACGCCACUCCAAGUCAUCGCAGAACGGGAGAGUAUUUACCAGCUCUUAUCUCAAACCACACCUGAAAACCUCAACAAGAACUACAAUGAAUACACCAUAGAUCCCAACACAAGGUACCCUAACCUCAACACCAAACUUCUUCGCGUAGAACAGGUGAGACACUUGUAUGACUGUGGGGACCAAUCAUACGAAGAUGGAAUCUUUGACCAUCCGGCCAAACGACUUAGAAGUGAGGAGUGUAUUGACAGCUACACAUUGUUACACUGGUGUCAGCGAGUCCUGAACAACAAAUUCCGUAACGUACACAUCAUCGAUCUGACAACAUCCUGGAGAAGUGGACUCGCUCUGUGUGCCUUAAUUCACACCUUCAAACCGAGUCUUAUUGACUUCAACUCCCUAUCAUCGCUAGACGUGAUAAAAAAUAACCAGCUAGCAUUUGAUGUGGCCAAUACAGAGCUUGGGAUCAGCCCAGUGAUGACCGGUCAGGAAAUGGGCACAUGUUCGUCUCCGGACAAACUUACGAUGGUCAGCUACCUGUCCGAGUUCUACCACAAGUUCCACAAGGAAAGAUAUCCGAGUGUGGAUGCUCCGGUUCGCAGAGAAAGCCAUAAAUCUCCUCUUCACAGAUCUCUUCUUCAGAAAAUCCGCAACAGUGCCAAAUUAUCCCGAUCAAAGAGGAAUUCCAAGCGUGAGGAAGAGAAAAACGAACACAAUAUGUCACUGAGCCGGAAAAAGUACAGAGAGGAAAUCAAACAACAGAAUGGUAAUGUCCAUCUGACUCGCUACAAUAAACUACCAAUGGAAGAAAUUACCAGCAAACUCACUGUCGACAAAAAAGAGGAGGUCAAACUGAACAACGAUCCUCAGUCCAAUGUCAAGGUCAGCCAGAUGGCAGAGAUUUUGGUGUCAAAGUUCAAGCAAGGUUUGGAGCCACCAGUCAAACAAAGAAUAAAAACGACAGGCGUACUGCUAGCAGCCCAGCCUGAGAGCGAGUUUUGUUACUUCUGUAAAAAACGUGUGUACAUCAUGGAGAGGAUGUGUGCUGAGAGUGUCUUCUUCCACCGCGGCUGUCUCAAGUGUGACUUCUGCGAGUGUGGGCUGAGGGUCAACAACUAUGCCUGUGAGAGAGUUCCCGGGGGUGAAGUGAAAUUCUACUGUUUUCGCCAUUCUAAGCCUGAGAUGAGAUUGGGGCGUGCCAAAAGAAAGCGAGAGUAUGAGGAAGACCCACCCAAAGAGUCCAUACCAAAGAUUGUGGAGGAUGGUGAUAAAACAUCUGGGAAGGAAACGUCGUCCGACUCCCCUAAAAAGAUACCAGUUGCUAAGAAGGGAAAGAGAGAUGCUAAGACCCCUCUAACGCCUCCUUUGGCCCCCAAUGCUGAAUACGUCAAAGCCAAAAAGACUCCAGAGAGAAUCGAGUUUGAGAACAGUAUCGACGGACUUCCUGAGGAAUCGGAGGAGGAACUGACGGAACACAAUCUACGGGCGUCCCUGUCACGUGACGCCAUGCUGGAGGAAAUGUACGAGGAGGACCUCUCGGACUCGGACCUCGAUGACUUGGAACUCGCGGCCAUUCUCCAGGCGUGGUCUAGUGAUGACGACGAGAUUCAGGAGGCGGUGGAAUCCACGUAUGGACAUAACGUCAAUAAGGACCUCACCCUGGAGGAAGCUCUCGCUGUCGUGGAAACGCUCAAACGAAAGUCGUAUGAGAGUCUGAUUGAUGCUGUGAAACAAGAGGGCGGUGAGGAAUCCGAGGAUGAUACAGACACUGAGUAUGAGGCAUCAGAAGCUGACUCUGAAGUGGAGGAAAUGGAAUACGAAGACUCCUCCCCCGACAAACCAACAAAAGACUUUGUCACGGAGGAGAGCCUGGUGCAGACCAGCAGUCCACAGAGGAAAGCCCGAGCCAAUUUCUUCACAUCGCCCCCGGAACCGGUGCGACUCGACCCGUGGAAAAUGUUUGAGAAAACACCAGAGAGGGAGAUUAAGAAGAAAACCCAGAAGGAGGUAGUCGUGAAUGGGGAGGAAGAUGAGGAGGAAUUGUUGGUCAGGGAGGAGGAAGAUGAGGAGGAAUUGUUGGAGGCCGGUGGGGAGGAAUUGGUGCUAAACAAAGAAGAGGAUGUAGAAGAAGAAUUAGAAGGUGAUGAAAGAGGGGAGGAAGUUGAGGAUGAUGAUGAGAUUGAAGAUUCUGAGGAAGAAGGAGAGGAGGAAGAAGAUGAUGACAAAACGGCGAUGAGUCGUCAGAUGCAGAUGAUUCUGGAGGACAUUGACCAGAAAUCCUCUGUCAGUGACUCGGCCGAUGUUCUGAGGUCAUCGGUCAGCGAUACUGGAGAGGCAAGGUCUGUAAUCAGUGAUGCUGACCAGUCAGCUGAUGAGGAGGAUGUGUUCACUGGGGAGGAUACCCAACGAGCCGUACUACAGAGUGUCAAGAACGUGUCCUCGUCAAAUUCCAACUCCAGCCAGUCCACUAGAGAGGCUGUGCUUAACAGUGUGCGGAACAUGCAGGACUCGGACCAGAAUGAAGACAAGGAUUUUCUGAAUGUCGAUGAUCGAUUCAUCACGAAGGGAAGAGGUAGUGCUAAAAAGAAAAGAUGUGUUCAGCAUCGAAAUUCGUUUGGAUCAGAUUCCAGUUUCACGAUAUCCACACCCAGUGAUUCGUUGUGUUCAUCGAUUAGUUCGCUGGCAGCGGACAUUGAGAUGGCAGAGAAUGAUGUUGAAUCUCCCGACAAAGACAUGAUCAGGGACUACUGCCUGACUCUUAGUCAUGCGCUCGGUGAAAGUUUUGAUGACGAUGACGAAAAGCUCGAUGAUAUUCCUCAGAGUUAUGAGGAUACUCCCCGAACAAUUGGACGAGAGGAGGUCAGUCCGCGUGAAAAUCUGGAUGACACGCUGAUCGACGAAGAAGCAGACCUGCAUUCAAACGGCAGAAAGAGCAGUGUGUAUGGAACUCCCAAUGCCAGUGUGGCAGACGAACGAUACUUCUCAAUCAGUGAUCAUGAAUCCAGUCACACUUCUAACAUAACAAGUGCAAUAUCUAGUGCUGGAGUGAGUGGUACCUCCAGUGGUGACGCGAGGACUAGUAGUACGGACUACCAAGUGUCCAGCGCGUCCACACCGUCUUCCACAUCAGACAAUCAGGAACUUACGGAUAAAAAUAGUAAUGUAGUGACCGCUGAACCCGGGGCUGCAAAACUGAACAGUGACGGCACUCCUUGGAGGGCCCUGCCUCCCCUCCCAAUACUGGCCAGCACCUCAAACUUUGAAAAGAGUUGUAGUGAUAAAUCAAAAAUUAUGAAGAAAGAGAAAUCCAUGGACAAAAUAGAAGGGAACAGAAAGCUUCCCGACAUCUCAAACUUAAAGAGCAAUGUGACUCAGCGGGAGUUUCAGAGUAAUGUGACUCAGCGAGAGUUUCAGAGCAAUUUUAUGAGGCAGCAUCUGGGGUCUCCUCGGUCAGAGGGUGUCUCAGCAGAAAAGUCCUGUAGUAAUGAUUCAGGUAGAAAGACCAAGAUCUCUGUGGACCACGCCAAGCUGAAGUCCAUGAGUAGUCUAGAGGAUAGUUCUAGUCAGGGAGAGGAGAAAUCCAAGAAAAAGAUCGCAGUGGACGUAAAGCUACGGGAACACAUCAAGACGGAGCCUGUGGUCUCUAAACCCGGAGUGAUAGGCAAAGGCAGCCAUAUUGACGACAUCCCAUUUGUAGAUGACAGCGAUGAGGAGGUUGUGCAAGAGAAAUUUUUUACUCCAGCCACCAGUAAAAAGAAGGAACCAGUCAGAGAGGAGGGUGCUGGGAAGGGAGUAAAAAAGAGGCUGCUUCCUCUGCCCCCACGGGACAUACCCGGUGUUAACCACACAGAAAUGGGAUACACGAGGGAGAAGGCGAGACAGAGGGCUAGGAUGAAGAGUGAUGAAGAACUGGGGAUUAAGAGUGUCGAGUACACACCCAAAGUCAGGGGACUGCUAAAACGCAGCACAUCCAAUACACCGAGCACCAGUGAUUUCGUCUCAGACAGCGAUGAUCCAUCUAAGGUGUUACACUCCACACCAGUGGAGAAAGCAGAGGCACCGAAACCUGACUUCAAGUCCAGUGGGAAAACAAAGAAGAGCAAGAAGAAGAGCAUGGACUUAGAUCUGACUCUGUCGGAGAAAUCGGACGGGGACACCAGUAAGGAAAAAGUCAAGAAGAAAAAAUCCUUACUACAGAUUCUGAAGCCUGGGAAAGACAAGUCUCCUAAAGAACUGAAAGACAGGCGAUCAUCAUCUAACGACACCCUGGAUGAAAAAUCUCCAAAGAAAAAGACCAAGACUCCCAAGUCUGACAAGAAGAAGAAAAAGAAGAUGAAGUCAGCGUCUGCUCUAGAAGACCUGGACAAGGACCUGAGUGAGCUGAACUUACAAGGGGUGAAGGAAAGGUUUACCAGUGAGAAGAGGCCGGGGCCCUCCAGACGAUACGCUGUACGCAAGCCCAUGCCACCCAAAGCUGAGUUGGAGGAGUUUUCAGACUCAGACGACAGCAGAAUGGACACAUUAAAGAGAGCAAGGGAUCGUCGAACAAUGUCUGAGGAUGAGCUGAAUUACCGCAUCGCUCGACGUGUUCAGUCCGCAGCCAGAAAACACAUGAAGCAGCAGGAACAGAAACGACUGCGAAUGGCACAGGAAAUUCAGCGACAACUGGAAGAAGUAGAUGUCAAACAGAAAGAGCUGGAGGAGAGGGGUGUGAUUGUGGAGCGGGCACUCCGAGGGGAGGGGCCAGAUGCGGGUCGUGUGGAGGCUGAGUUGAUGCAGGAGUGGUUUACUUUGGUGUAUGAGAAGAACGCUCUCGUCCGUUACGAAUCUGAACUCAUGGUGAAUGCCCAGUACAUGGAACUGGAGGACAGACACGGUCGUCUUGAGCAGGAGCUGAGAGAGAAGAUGUCCAUAGAAAUAAUAGAUUUUGAUUACGAUUCUGAGAAAACUCCGGAACAAGCGGGAGAAGAGAAGAGAAUUCUCGACGAGCUCCUAGAGGUAGUCGAGGAAAGAGACAAGCUUGUUGCUAUGUUAGAGGAAGAAAGAGUCAGAGAGCGAGAAGAAGACCGAGACUUAGAGGCCAUCAUGAAUGCCAAAGGAUACAGCUUGGUUCCCACAGACUACGCCCAGAAAAUUAAAUACUCUUCCCGACUUUUCCCCCUAUCGUGCUAGUCACCCAUCACGUGUGGAAAUGGAUGAUCAUGUGUGGAUCUGUUAUAUCACGUUUCUUGUCCUCAAUGUCGCUUUAUAAUUCCCCGUUCAUAUCAAAUUCUUAUGACAAGGUCACGUGAUAUGCAUGCCCAUACAUUGUACUUGAUUUUCUUUAUUCUGUAAAAACGUUUGGAUCCAAAAGUCCUGCAUGUCUAAAAUGGCAUCGUCUACAGCAAUUGCAUGAUACUGAAUUUUCUCAGUUGAAGUGAUGUGUCAAAACAAAUUUUUAAUGAUAGUUGUUGCAAGUUUGUUUGUGUGUUAAUUUCCAUGAACAGACGGGUUUUUAUUUUGUAUCAGGUUUAUCGGUGCAUGACUGUCCGAAAAGAGGACUAAAAACCAGGAAAGACCACAAAAUGAUGGUCUCACUUUUGAGUGAAUUUUUCUGUGAUCUACAGAUUUUAUCUUUGUAUGUUGAAUCCAGUACAAAAGUGGAUUUAAAAUUGUGAACCAAGUCAGCAUAUCCUCUUGUGUUUUUUUCCCCCUGGCAUGUUUGUAGGUGUUUUGUUAUCAGCAUUGUAGUGUAUUUAUCCACAUAUGUAAGGUUUUACAUAACUACGUGAAUCACAUGAACGUUUUACAUAACUACGUGAUUCACAGGAAUGGCAAAAGCGUUGCUGUCACUGACCAGGAACUAUAUAAUUCCUUUGUUCUUGCAUGUAAUGAGUAUUUCUUUGACAUUUGUAAACUUGUGAUUUGUAAAAAUUGUUUUUAAAGUUUUAUUUAUUUCCUAAAUUAUUGUUGAUCUAUUUAUAAAUAUUUCAUAGUAUUUGUGAGCAACUAAGAAUGCAUAUUUUUUACAUUUCAGUUUUGAAAGUUUGUGUAAAUAGCUGGUUUGAAAAUUAAGUAUGUUUGUUGAACAAUCAAAUAUUUUUUUUACUGUCUCACAUAGUUUGUUACUAUGGUGAUGGAGUAGAACAGCUUUAGAAGAUUUAGACAACGGAACGCGAAUCUCUUAUUGUCUAGUCAGAGAUUCUGAAGAUAAAGUCAGCUUUAUGUUUGUUCAGUUUUAUUGUAGUUAAAAACACACGUUCAUUGAAAAGUUCGAAACAGGAAGUUGGACAGUCAUGUUAUUAGUGUGUGGAAGGGAUUCAAUGAUGAUCUGUUUUUCUUUUUACGUUUCUCUCAAACAUAUAUAUAAUCCAAUCUUUCUGUAGAAAGCAUUACGAUCAAAUCACAUGCAAGAUGUUUACCACAAAAUGGCAUGCUUGGGAUGUUGCUUCAUUCGGAUAGAUUUCCAAUAACAUUGAAAUUUUACUCAAAUCAAGUUGAUCAUGCUUCAGUUCAAGUCAUCUACGCGUAUUAUAAUUAUAUCUACACAUCUUAUGAUUACACCUACACAUCUUAUGAUUACAACUACACAUCUUAUGAUUACAUCUACACAUAUUAUGAUUACACCUAUACAUCUUAUGAUUACAUCUACACAUCUUAUGAUUACAUCUACACAUCUUAUGAUUACAUCUGCACAUAUUAUGAUACACCUAUACAUCUUAUGAUUACAUUUACACAUCUAAUGAUUACAUCUACACAUAUUAUGAUACACCUAUACAUCUUAUGAUUACAUCUACACAUCUAAUGAUUACAUCUACACAUAUUAUGAUUACAUCUACACAUCUAAUGAUUACAUCUACACAUAUUAUGAUUACACCUAUACAUCUUAUGAUUACAUCUACACAUCUAAUGAUUACAUCUACACAUCUUAUGAUACACCUAUACAUCUUAUGAUUACAUCUACACAUCUAAUGAUUACAUCUACACAUAUUAUGAUUACAUCUACACAUCUAAUGAUUACAUCUACACAUAUUAUGAUUACACCUAUACAUCUUAUGAUUACAUCUACACAUCUAAUGAUUACAUCUACACAUCUUAUGAUUACACCUACACAUCUUAUGAUUACCCAUGUUUAUAAUUACCCACACAUCUUAUGAUUACAUGUACCUGGUACACAUGGUUACUACACGUUUUUAUGUAGUUGUUAUUUAGUGUUGUGGAUUAUAAAAGUGAAUACAUCACUUCACACUUCACACUUUUAUAAUUUUCAUUGCAUAAACCCACCUACACUGUAGUACAUUUAAUUGAUAAGUUACAACACUUGUUUAUAUCACAGCAAAGUCCACAGAGAAUGCCAUUCUUAUCGUCAAGUCUAUGUUGUAUUUUAGGUGCUAUAAAACUAACAUAUAUUUUAAUCACGCAUAAAAAAUAAUAGACGGUGUAUGUGAUGGUAUUGAAGCAUGAAUUGAAUUUUCCCCACUAUUUUCAAAUUAAGAAUCAUUUCAUUUAAACUUUUCAGAGUAAAAGCACAAAAAAUGACAUUGAUUGUUGGCAUGUCUUGUGCGUGUCCAUUUUGUUAACUUUAUAUUCAGUCAUGGAUCAGAAUUAAUAGAUACAUGAUAUUACUCUGUUCGAUUGUUCUUGGGCUUAUCAGCGAUGAUAUUAUGCAUGUAUUGUGUGAGCAUGUGUGUUAACGUAUUAAAGGGUAUCGCUUACAAAAAAAUUGCAAUAGACUUUUUACCAUGGUAAAAGUCAAAGUAAAUUCAGAACAAUCUGUGCUUACAUAUGUGUGAUAUGUUUAUUCAAAAAAUUAAUUUUUAAAGAACUACAUUAUAACUAUGUUUGAUAUAUCAUGUAUAUCAGUGCCUGAUUUUAACAAUUUUUUUUUUUAAAUUUCAAAUUAGGAAGUGCAGAUACUAUUUGUUAGGUCUUUGUGUCGUACAGGUAGAGGGUUACCUAUUGUUCGCUCCUGUAGAUUCUGGCUUUGUAGUUUGUAAUAAUUUUGUACUGGAAUUAAUACCUUUAGCAACAAAUCAUCAAAAUGAACAAAAUAGUGGUCGACUUUUUAUCAAAAUAUAAAACGAUAUUAUAGCAUUGUUUAUUUACAGUUUAAGUACAGUAUUACAUUCAUUUCAUAUUUUGUAGAGGUUAAGGUGAGGUUGUGAUUUUUUUGUUUAAUCUGUAUAAAUUUAUUUUUAGUUUACUUCCUCAGAUGAGAGAAUGAAUUCAAUUAAUAUUUUGAAAUCCGGAACUGGACAGUAUAACAUUGUUUCAUUUUUGUUUUUUGUCAUUUUCCCCUUCUGUGCUGAAGUUUAUUUCUACACAAUAAGCAGUGAAAUUUUGUUGAAAUGAGGGAUUUGGUUAGUGAACAUGUGUAUGCAGUUUACGUAAACAGACUGAAUAAAUGCCGAGUGCUAUAUCAAUAAUA